Messenger RNA from Procambarus clarkii (red swamp crayfish), 507 nucleotides. Lineage: Eukaryota; Metazoa; Arthropoda; Malacostraca; Decapoda; Cambaridae. The record is from RefSeq and is a predicted model, not a curated record.
AUGCCCAGUGCCUGUCCUGUGACACCCAGUGCCAGUCCCGUGACACCCAGUGCCAGUCCCGUGACACCCAGUGCCAGUCCCGUGACACCCAGUGCCAGUCCUGUGACACCCUGUGACACCCAGUGCCAGUCCCGUGACACCCAGUGCCAGUCCCGUGACACCCAGUGCCAGUCCUGUGACACCCAGUGCCAGCCCUGUGACACCCAGUGCCUGUCCUGUGACACCCAGUGCCUGUCCUGUGACACCCAGUGCCAGUCCCGUGACACCCAGUGCCAGUCCCGUGAUACCCAGUGCCAGUCCCGUGACGCCCAGUGCCAGUCCCGUGACGCCCAGUGCCAGUCCUGUGACACCCAGUGCCAGUCCUGUGACACCCAGUGCCAGUCCUGUGAUGCCCAGUGCCAGUCCUGUGACACCCAGUGCCAGUCCUGUGACACCCAGUGCCAGUCCUGUGACACCCAGUGCCAGUCCUGUGACACCCAGUGCCAGUCCUGUGAUGCCCAGUGCUAG